GAGAGUGAGCGAGAUAUGAAAAGAGAGAUUCGCAUCAGUUCGUAUAAACGUGACGAUCGGAUCAGCGGCAGGUCGGGUAUCUUGGCUGUAUCGACCCAAUCUUACGUCAACCACUCUUCUCGUUCUUCACGUGUUACCGGAAGCAUUUGUUCGAGCAUCAUGUCCAGCGAAUUUCUUGGAAAGCGUUACAAGCUCUCUAGUAGCGAAAACUUUGAUGAUUUCAUGAAGGCACUCGGCGUGGGUAUGGUGACGCGGAAAAUGGGCGCUACUGUCAGUCCUGUCGUCGAGUUGACGGAGAAAGAUGGAGUGUACACUCUGAAGACGACUAGUACUUUUAAAAGCACGGAAAUCAAAUUCAAACUCGGCGAGGAGUUCGACGAAGAGACCGUGGACGGCAGAAAAGUGAAGAGUACUUGCACUUUGGAAGGUAACAAACUCAUUCAGGUGCAGAAAGGCGAGAAGGAUACUACGAUCGAAAGGGAGUUCACACCUACGGAGAUGACAGCGAUCAUGAAAGUUGAUGACAUCGUUUGCACAAGGGUAUACAAACUCCAGGAAUAAGUCAGUUUAAAAACUGAGACGCGUGCACAACCAUGUAUGGUUAUGCAAUAUGCUUUUAGAAGCAAAAGAUGUAAAAGUUAUUGUUUAAAAUCUUGUCGUUGGAGCACAAUAAGAUACGUUUAUUCUGGUGUGCGCGUAUUGGAUCGCAUAUAUAAACCACUUAAAAACUCGUGUUGAAAUAUAAUUGAAAUUACGCACAAUAUGUUCUUUUCCUACAAAGUUAGAAUUUACAUAUUUAAUAUAUGCAUGUGAUUAUAAAAUGAAUAUAGUAAAUAAUAAUUAAAACGUUAGUCGCUUACGUUGUGCACAUUUUCCAAUGUAUUUACGUAUUACGUAUUACACGAUGAAAUAUUAUCGGUGAAUUAUGUUCCAUAAAGCAGUAUAACUGCCUUACCUAUUGUAUGAAUAUGAAUAAAGUUUUUUUUCUACAAAUAA
Molecule: messenger RNA, 996 nt
Organism: Camponotus floridanus (Florida carpenter ant)
Lineage: Eukaryota; Metazoa; Arthropoda; Insecta; Hymenoptera; Formicidae
Gene: fabp
Product: myelin P2 protein
Exons: 4
Coding region: 16-561 (181 amino acids)
Biological process (GO): fatty acid transport
Cellular component (GO): nucleus; cytosol
Molecular function (GO): fatty acid binding
Source: RefSeq, a predicted model, not a curated record